Andrographis paniculata is the source of this 909-nucleotide messenger RNA. RefSeq lists its product as uncharacterized. Lineage: Eukaryota; Viridiplantae; Streptophyta; Magnoliopsida; Lamiales; Acanthaceae. The transcript is spliced from 4 exons. The coding region runs from base 306 to 626 and encodes 106 amino acids. The record is from RefSeq and is a predicted model, not a curated record.
GAAUAGAAAUUCGCAGUCGGUAAUUGGCUGGAUCUCUCUUCUCCGAAUACCCGCGGCGGCGGCGUGUUGUUGUUUUCCGGCGAUAGGAAACGGAGACGGAAUCAAGACCGGACGUCUCAGGCAGUCCUCAGCAGUGACCCGAGCGGCGGCGGACAGAGCAACGUUGGAUCUAGUAGUGGCCGGCGGUAGCACAGAAACAUCGUCGGCUGAAGAAGAGAAGAAAUUCUGCACUUUCAAGUGAGCUGCUUUGUCGCGGUCGCUGAAUUUACCGAUUUUGGAAUUAAGUCUUCUGCAGUAUAUUUUAGAUGUCGCGUGGUGACAUUUCCAAAGGAUUUCGGAUGGUGGCUACGAUAGGAGCUACAUUUCUUAGUGGAAGCUUUGCCCUUGGAUUCUUGACCUCUACAGUUUCUGAAAGAUACACUUCAUUUAAAAAGAAAAAGUAUGGAAGGCCAUGUGAGAAAUGUAAAGCCACCGGACAUUAUAAGUGCAAGUUAUGCAAAGGGAAUGGCACGAUACAAUGGUCUCCGCUCUACGACCCCAUUGUUAUAAAUCCAUGUGUGUGCCCGACUUGUGAUGGAUUCAAGGUUCAGCGCUGUCUUAACUGCUCGGGAUAUGGCCGCGCCUAAUUACCACCCCCAGGUACAAAAUAAAUCCUUCUUUUGGUAAAUUUGGAAUGAGUUUGAAUGUGGGAUGUUUUUAGUUAGUUUGUUAAUGGAACUCCAAGGCUGAUGAACUAAUUUAAAUGAACACAAAACCUUAGCAUGAAUCUAGUGAAGUAAAUUGGAAUGUUGUCUGAAAGAUUUGUGUAGUUCUUGAGUUUUCAUUGUUCAUGCUCUCCACUUACAUUGUGUUCUCAAAUUCUUGAAUGUUAGUCGAGUCGAGUUUUGGGUUUUUGACUCGCCCGAUCAG